Oryzias melastigma (Indian medaka) is the source of this 2164-nucleotide messenger RNA. It is a transcript of the gene smoc2, whose product is annotated as SPARC related modular calcium binding 2. Gene Ontology annotation, biological process: extracellular matrix organization. The transcript has 13 exons. Bases 356 to 1678 code for a protein of 440 amino acids. The record is from RefSeq and is a predicted model, not a curated record. Gene Ontology annotation, molecular function: heparin binding; protein binding; calcium ion binding. Gene Ontology annotation, cellular component: basement membrane. Lineage: Eukaryota; Metazoa; Chordata; Actinopteri; Beloniformes; Adrianichthyidae.
UCGUCCACGAAAUGAAGCGUGGAGGGAAGGGGUGUGGAGACAAGAAGCUGAGUCUGAGAGAGAGAAGGAAGGAGAGAAGACACGCUGAGGGAGGGGAAAAGGUCAGGGACUUGGGGGGGUUAUUGCACUGAUAGAAAUAAGAGGAGAGUCGCUUUAGCAGAAGAAACUGCGGAUCCGAAGGGAAAUAAACAGCAGACUUCUUCAACCAACUGACUGCACGCGAGGCGCACGUUCAAAUUGGACUCUUUUUUUCUCCACUAUUAUUUUCUGAAACGGUCGUUUAGGUGAAGUCCUCAAACCACAGCGAGAUUUGGACCGUGCGUAAUUUGGAGAGUUGUUGGCACGCUGCGUCAGGAUGCGCGUCUGUCCGCUGCUGGUCUUCUUCUGUCUGCUGUGCGCUGGACGUCCUCAGAAGUUCUCUGCUCUCACGUUCCUGCGGGUGGAUCAGGAUAAGGAGUGCAACAUGGAAUGCAGCGGGGCUCCCCGUAAGCCCCUCUGCGCCUCCGACGGCAGGACCUUCACAUCUCGCUGCGAGUUCCUCCGAGCCAAGUGCCGUGACCCCCAGCUGGAGGUCAUCCGAGGGCCAUGCAAAGAUACAUCCAGAUGUGUUGCAGAGAAGAAGUACACAGAGCAACAGGCCAAGAAGCUUUUCCCACAGGUCUUUGUGCCUGUAUGCAACCCUGAUGGCACGUACAGCGAGGUUCAGUGCCACAGCUACACUGGCUACUGUUGGUGUGUCACCCCCAAUGGGAGACCAGUGAGCGGCUCUGCGGUGGCCAAUAAAAAGCCGAGAUGUCAAGGAUCCAAACAAGAGAGAGCGACCACGAGAGAGCCGAGUAAAGCAGUUUCCUUGCAAAUAUUCUCCAUUCUAAACGCAGAUGAGACCGGCCUGGUGGCAGACAUGCAGCCUUCUACAGAUGAUGAAGAAAUCACCUCCCAGUACCCCACUUUGUGGACAGAACAUUUCCGCCGGCAGAACAACAGAACCAGGACAUCAUCGUUUUCAUGUGAUCAAGAGCUGCAGUCUGCCUUGGAGGAGGUGAAGCAUCAAAAACCAGAAGCUGUCUUCAUCCCAGACUGUGCCCAGGAAGGGCUCUACAAGCCGGUCCAGUGCCACCCGUCCACGGGUUACUGCUGGUGUGUGCUUGUAGAUACCGGGAGGCCCAUUCCAGCAACAUCCACGAGGUUUGAGCAACCAAAAUGCGAUGGUAAUGCAAGGGCCUAUCCACCAAAACCCAAGGACCACUUUCGGAACAGACAUCUCCUGGGCUGUCCUGGGGCGAAGAAAACUGAGUUCCUGACAAGUGUUCUUGAUGCGCUGUCGACAGACAUGGUGCAUGCUGUCACAGAUCCAGCAUCCGCCGGAAGGAUGGCUGAACCUGAUCCCAAUCACACGCUGGAGGAAAGGGUCGUCCACUGGUACUUCGGCCAGCUUGACAAAAAUGAGAGCGGGGACAUUGGAAAGAAGGAAAUCAAGCCUUUUAAACGCUUCCUGCGGAAGAAGUCCAAACCAAAGAAGUGUGUUAAGAAGUUUGUGGAGUACUGCGACAUCAGCAACGACAAGGCGCUGUCUCUGCAGGAGCUGAUGGGCUGCCUGGGUGUCAUCAAGGAGGAAGGGUCCAAACCAGGAGAAGGUUUGCCUUCCAGUAAACUAAAUCCCUCGAAGAAGCAAGGCUAAACCCAACGACUGAGACUUCCCCGCUGGAGUGGAGAAUCUGCCCUCACCAAUCGGCAACAACAGAAACCAUAGUAUUUGCACUUUGUACUUUAAAAAGAUGUAAAUUCACUUUGUAGAAAUAAGGUAUUUAAACAAACUGCUGAUCUGUGAAUGGUGUAGUUAGCUUAUUGUGCCCUGACAAACAAAACUGUUUAACACAUACAAUGUAUGUGUUCUUUGUCAGUCGUAUGAUGUGCUCUUCCAGGUUGUACAAGUUUUUCAUGUUUCAUAGCCUUUGCCCAACUUUAGACUCCUCUCCCGUUGAUGGUAUUAAGGCGGAUGUAUGUAUAGUUUUCUGCAUGAUAACUUAGACCACAGCAUCCUGAGCAGUUUCAAGUUUUCCUGUAAAGCAGUUUGCAAGAAUGUAAUAAACAUGCAGUACAUCUUAAAUGUCUUUUGUGAACACUCAUAUUAACUUUUAUUAGAAAUAAAAACCUCUUUUCUACA